Molecule: messenger RNA, 1993 nt
Organism: Planococcus citri (citrus mealybug)
Lineage: Eukaryota; Metazoa; Arthropoda; Insecta; Hemiptera; Pseudococcidae
Exons: 3
Coding region: 1241-1564 (107 amino acids)
Biological process (GO): nucleotide-excision repair; mismatch repair; base-excision repair
Cellular component (GO): DNA replication factor A complex; nucleus; site of double-strand break
Molecular function (GO): damaged DNA binding; single-stranded DNA binding
Source: RefSeq, a predicted model, not a curated record
CAAACCCCCUAAUUUCGGACAGGGUACGUAAUUUCGGACACUCAGUGUUUUUGCUCUUUUAUUGAUAAGAACCAAGGGUACAAGUAAAAGUGAACACUUCUUCUAUUAGUUUAGAUCACGGACAAUCUCCUUGAUGUAAGAAUUUUCAUUUUACACUAUUUAUUUAGCCAUUAAAAUGGACUUUACAAAGUGCUUCAUGUAAAGUGUGGGGAAAAAGUUAUUCACAGAGUCUAUCCAAAUGCUUUCAUAACCACGAAAAUCGCUCUAAAAUAUCAAGAAGUCACUGGUAAUUAAAAAUAAAAUUCAUUUAUCAAAUUUCACGUUUUGUUUCUAUUAUUUAAAUCCUAAAAACUGAAAAAGUUGCGAAACGGAUCAUUAUUUCGGACACUUUGGUUAACGCUUUACCGAGAUUGGAAGGGUAACACUGAUGCACUUGCAAAUGUGUAUUUUUCGAGUUCGACGGUAUUUUUUCAAGUGUUUUCAGUUUUGAUGAAGAUAUUGUACUAUUAUUUCACUCAUUUUCCUAAAAACCAUUCUGAAAAGUAAAAGUCGGAGUCGUAAAAUCAUCAACAAGGAGUUUGAUAAGAAAUUGUUCAAUGUUACCAACUUAUUUUUCUAAUGAGAAAGUGGAUAAUGAGAGUGCUGAACAUUUCCUUGAAAAAUUGUUUUUCUCUACAUUUCACAUCAUGAUUCGAGCUGUUUUUGAUUGGAGUUGUUUUUCAGAGGUAAAUAAUUUCUUUUUCAACUAAAAUUUUCGAGUUCCCACGUUAAAGAAAAAGUGUCCGAAAUUAGGGUACCUUGGACCUAAUUUCGGACACUUUUCGGAUUCAAAUUAAAUAAACAAAAUCACGUAAAAUUUAUAAAUUGAUGCUCAAAAACGAUUCACACGAUGACAUUCUAUGAGAAUGUGAAGAUAAACACCAAGUUGAAUCGCUCGUUUUAAAGCCCUUUUCGAAAAACGUGAAAAAGUGUCCGAAAUUAGGGGUUUUGACAGUAACUUUAAAUUGCAGGAACUUCGUAGAAGUUAUCUGAUAACAAGUUCUGAGUUUCUUCCCGCUUUGAAAUUUUCAUUUUGCUCAAAAAGCUUCCCAAUCCUAAAUUCAAAUUGUUCUGGUUCCUCCACAAUUUUAUUUACAACUUGUAUUAUUAAAAAACAGACUUUUAUAGUUUUAUAGUUGAGCAGUGUACGUGUAAUUUGUGGCUCUGUUUGUUGAAUUCAUAACUUUUAUAUACUUUCUUCAUGAUGAGAACCAAUGGUGCUUUGCUGGGAAAAUGUACAUCGAAACGUGUUAGCAUGAUUGGAACUGUCCAAGUUGUAUUGCCGAAUAACAUGGCAUUCAAUAUUCUAUCUGGUGAUAGUUUCAAUGUAACAGUCAACCUGAAAGAACCAUUGUCAGAGAACGUAUCUGGAUUAGUUGAAGUUCAUGGAAUUGCCAAGGGUUCGUCGACCAUUGAUUGUGAUUAUUAUAUACUGUUUCCAUUGGAGUUAGCUAAGACAUAUGAUGCAACUGUAGAUAAUGAAGCUGUGAAUCUAGGGUAUCAUAUCGCCAAUGCGUGGCACUGAAGUUCCAUUUUCAUUAUUAUUUCGUUAUGUAAGUUCUUUCAUUCAUUUAAUUAGUACUUAAAAUUUGUUGAUUUUCUGAGUAAUUCGAUGCACCAUUUUCCCCCUUUAGAAUAAACAAUACAUAUUUAAUAAAACACUUCUUAAAAAGUCAAUUGAUUUUGUGCAUUUUAUUUGUAAUAAAAAGCUGUUAUAAAAUAUGUAAUUUACUUACAAAAUUAUUUAAAUGAUAAUUAAACUUUUAUUAUUUUUUUAUCUACAAAAUCUAAUUUAUACUUAUAUUCUGUAAUUAAGACACAAAACAAAACAUUUCAUCGUAAAAAUAUUAAAUAUAUAUAUUCAAUUUGAAGAUGUUUAACGUAAGGUACUCGUAAUUAUUAUUUAACAGAUGUUCAUUCCUUUUUAUAAUAAAUAAAUACGUAAAAUGGUUAA